This is a messenger RNA of Ostertagia ostertagi, 4032 nucleotides long. The record is from the annotation of a GenBank genome assembly. NCBI's taxonomy places the organism in Eukaryota, Metazoa, Nematoda, Chromadorea, Rhabditida, Trichostrongylidae.
AUGACUCCGAAACCGGAUUUCAAUCUUCAGCGGGGAGCUGCUGACCCUCGUCAGGCUUCAGACACUUCGAAGAAAAGCACGGUCUUAGCUGUCCCUGCGUUCGCGAACCAGGUCGAAGAUGACGAUGAUGACAGAAAAUACACGUACACACCAUCAACGAUUGAAAAAGCCAUUAACAUUAUGCUAUGCAGAGGAGAUCUUGCAAAUCAAGUACUAGAAGUGAAGCCAGUAUCGAUUUUUGGAUUGUUUCGCUUUGCUACACCAUGGGACCACUUCUGCCUAUUCGUUGGCGUCGUAUGUUCGAUAAUCAGUGGCGUAUCACAACCUGUUAUGGCACUUAUCAGUGGUCGAAUCACAAACGUGCUGCUCGUUUACCCACCAAAUUCCAAGGAAUUUCGAAACGGCGCCUACGAGAAUGUAUACAUCUUCCUUGGAAUCGGCGUCUUCAUUCUCAUCACAAACUUUAUACAGUUCAUGUGCUUCCACAGCGUUUGUGUUCGGGUGAUGGCCAAAAUGCGUCACGCAUACGUUCACUCGAUACUUCGUCAGAAUGCAGGCUGGUUUGACAGAAACCAUUCAGGAGCACUGACCACAAAAUUGAACGACAACAUGGAGAGAAUUCGAGAAGGAAUCGGCGAUAAACUCGGCCUGCUGUUGCGUGGUUGUGCGAUGUUCAUCGCAGCAGUGAUCAUCGCGUUCAUCUACGAAUGGCGCUUAGCGUUGAUGAUGCUUGGCGUUGUUCCAAGCACAUGUAUCAUCAUGUCCAUCAUGGCAAGAAAGAUGACUUCAACGACAAUAAGCGAGCUGGCUGGAGUAGGAAAGGCUGGUUCUAUAGCUGAAGAAUCUCUGAUGGGUGUCCGAACUGUUCAAGCCCUCAAUGGACAGCAGGAAAUGGUUGAUCGCUACACUGUGGAGUUGAAACGAGGAAAAUCAUUCGCAGUGUGGAAAGGUUUUUGGAGCGGUCUACUAGGCGGCCUAUUCUUCUUCGUGUUGUUCUCCUUCAUGGGAUGUGGAAUGCUAUAUGGUGGUUAUCUACUAAAAAUAAACAUCAUAAAAACACCUGGCGACGUAUUCAUCGUGGUGAUGUCUAUACUUCUUGGUGCCUACUUUCUGGGGCUGAUCUCGCCACACUUAAUGGUUCUGCUUAAUGCAAGAGUCGCUGCUGCUACUAUCUAUCAGACUAUUGAUCGAGUACCAAAGAUAGACGUCUACUCACAAGUGGGUCGAAAACCAGAUCAAGUCAAAGGUCGCGUGGUGUUUGAAAACGUGCACUUCAGGUACCCGAGCCGAAAGGAAGUCAAGGUACUGGACAAUCUUAAUCUCGUCGUUGAACCAGGUCAGACAGUGGCUUUAGUUGGUCAUUCUGGAUGUGGUAAAUCGACGUCAGUUGGUCUACUUACUCGCCUCUAUGAGCCUGAAUCUGGACGCGUAACUCUCGACGGUGAUGACGUACGGGAGCUGAACAUUGAAUGGUUACGGAAUGCCAUCGGAAUAGUGCAGCAGGUACUGGACAAUCUUAAUCUCGUCGUUGAACCAGGUCAGACAGUGGCUUUAGUUGGUCAUUCUGGAUGUGGUAAAUCGACGUCAGUUGGUCUACUUACUCGCCUCUAUGAGCCUGAAUCUGGACGCGUAACUCUCGACGGUGAUGACGUACGGGAGCUGAACAUUGAAUGGUUACGGAAUGCCAUCGGAAUAGUGCAGCAGGAACCAUGUCUAUUCAAUGACACAGUUGAAGGAAAUCUUAAAAUCGGUAAUCCGCAUAUUUCCAUGGAGCAAAUCGUGUACGUGUGCAAAAUGGCAAACGCGCAUGAUUUCAUCAUGAAACUGCCUAAGGCUUAUGAGACGUACAUUGGUGAUGGUGGAGUGCAAUUGUCUGGCGGUCAGAAACAGCGCAUCGCUAUCGCACGGACGCUGGCACGUGAUCCAAAGGUUCUUCUUCUGGACGAAGCAACGAGUGCGCUUGACGCUCAAAGUGAAAGCAUUGUUCAACUGCAAAAUAGAGGAUUACAGUCUGCUCUGAACAACGCCUCUCGUGGCCGCUCAACUAUAGUCAUCGCUCAUCGUUUGUCAACUGUCCGAGACGCCGACAAAAUCGUAUUUUUCGAAAAAGGACAAAUUGCAGAACAAGGAACACAUGAACAACUUGUCGCCCUACGGGGAAGAUACUACGAAUUGGUGAAGGCACAACAGUUCCAACCUGAAGCAGAAGAAAUUGAAGAAGAGGAAAUAGAUUUAGGUGAUAGCGAUCAUCAAACCGGUUCCCAAAUGUCACGUAGAUCAACAAUAUCAGAAUCCAAAAGAUCUGGUUACGAUGCCUUCGUCCGUGGCCAAUCGAUUAACGAUUCUUUCGGUCGACAGUCCUACAAUGCCGAAGCAGAUGCAGAAAACGAAGCAAUUGCUCUGGAAGUGAAGAAAGUGAUGGAUGAGGACGGCGUCAUCAGUGCUGGAUACUACGACAUUUAUAAGAAUGCCAAAGGCAACUAUCACUGGAUAUUUCUCGGCUUUGUUACGGCCGUGUUUCGUGGUUUGGAGCUCCCAGCCCUGGCACUUAUUUUCGGCUACGUCUUCGAGGCUUUCACAUUCGUUCCAUUCGGUGCCGAUAUGAUGCACAGGUUAUGCAUGGCGGUUAUUACGUUCUGUUCCGUCGGUCUUGGAGUCUUAAUCUUCCAACUCCUGAGCGUUAGUCUUACAACUAUGUCGUUGAUGGUCGUGCGCUUCAAAGUCAUACUAUGCUGUGACGGCUAUAAUUGCAUGUUUAGUAAUCGAUUUGUCUACUGCUGGCAGGUAACGCUGCUCGUAUGGGAUGUUGUUUCUCCUGCUACGACUAUGAUAUGCUGCACUAACAACAUGAAAAAGAACAUUGAGAAUGUUAAGAAUGACGAAGCAGGACGAAUAGCAAUCGAAACAAUUGAAAAUGUUCGUACGAUACAAUUGCUCACACGAAUGUCCAUGUUCUAUGGACGAUACGAAACAGCCAGUAAACUUCAAAAGCGGUCCGAAUUGACAAAAGGAAUCUACGAGGCUUUAAAUUUCACAAUUUCGCAAUCGUUCACUUAUAUUAUGGUCUGUGUUACUUACGCCGUCGGAAUCCACAUUAUUUAUACUGAACAAAAGACAGCAGACAACGUUUUCAGAACAAUUAUUGCUAUGCUCCUCGGGUCAGUAGCUGUGAUGAAUUCCUCUUCUUACUUCCCUGAGUUCGUCAAAGCACGUACUGCAGCAGGUCUCCUCUUCAAUGUGAUUUAUCGCAAACCAAGAACUGGAGACGUGAACGCCGGCGAGAAAGUAACGAUUCGCGGGAACGUUCUGUUCGAGGACGUCAAGUUCAGUUAUCCUCAACGACCUCGACAGCCGAUAAUGAGAGGUCUACAAUUCUCGGCUCAGCGUGGUCAAACAAUAGCGCUGGUCGGACCAUCCGGCUCCGGGAAGUCCACCGUCAUUUCAAUGCUCGAGCGUUUCUAUGAUUCUACGAGCGGAUACGUUCGGUUUGAUGGCAAGGAUAUCAAGACACUGUCGCUUAGCCAUCUACGAACGCAAAUGGCAUUAGUUGGACAGGAGCCGAGGUUGUUCUCAGGCACUAUUAGGCAAAACAUUUGCUUUGGUUUAGGAGUGGUUCCAAUGGAGAAAAUCGAUCAAGCUCUGGAGCUGGCGAACGCGAAGCGCUUCCUUGCUAAUUUACCAGCUGGUAUAGACACGGAGGUUGGUGAGAAAGGCACGCAACUCUCAGGAGGACAGAAACAACGCAUCGCCAUAGCGCGUGCGUUGGUUCGAGACCCAAAGAUUUUGCUGCUGGACGAGGCCACCAGCGCCCUGGAUUCCGAAAGUGAACGAGCAGUCCAAAAAGCUCUGGACUUGGCUCGAGAAGGUCGUACAUGCAUCACGAUUGCUCAUCGACUGUCGUCGAUCCAAAAUGCAGACCUCAUUGUGUAUAUCGAGAAUGGCAAGGUGCGCGAAUCCGGCACACAUUCACAACUGAUGCAACGUCGUGGCUGCUACUAUCAAAUGAUCAAGAAGCAGGAUCUUGCGGCGUAG